AUGGCCAAAGAGAAAUUGCUGGUUGCCCCAACUACUCCAAUUGACCUCGACGAGGUCGACGAUUCAGCGAAAGACGCGAAAGCUGAGACGUCGGACAAGAAACCGGAGACUGAUAAGGAGUCCGAGCUGAAGGAAGAGGACAAAGACGAUAAGAAUGAAGAGAAAGAAGACAAAAAAGAGGACACCAAAGACAAGAAUGAAGACAAGGAAGACAAGGAAGAUAAAUCAUCUGGAAAGGAUUCGUCGAAGAAGGCUGAUGAAGAGUCAGACGCUCCUCCUCCUCCAGCACGUCCUCUUUCGCCUUUAUCCCAGGUGAAGAAAGACUUGAAGGAUGCGUUCCCACAGAUCGAAGAUAAGUACAUCCAGGCGAUUUUGAUUGCAUCGCAAGGGCAACCUGACCCUGCCUUCAAUGCUUUACUCUACUUGCUGGACCCAACGUAUACUCCUGAUAUCGCCAUCCCUGCGCCUCCGCCAGUGCCUCCCAAACAACAGGAUUUGACUGACGACGAGCUUUUAGCAAGACAAUUACAGAAGGAAUUUGAGAGAGAAGAGAGAAGACGCCGUUCCCAGCACCGUAAGAAGAGCGCUCCUCCUCCUGGAGAAGAGUCUCCUGAUGAGAUUGAGCAGUUGAAGGAGACUUUUACCCAGGGAUUCGAGGAAGCCAAAUCCACCAUUAAUGGCUGGGUGCUGGGGCUCUCGAGGAAGUUUUCUCAGGACCCUAAUGAGAAUCAAAACCGUAGCGGCCAGAACCGGGGCCAGAACCGGGGCCAGAACCGUACACAGAGCCCUAAGCUUUUCGGUGCCUUGGGUGGUUCUUCUUUCAACCAGAACCAGCGUGCUAAGCGCUUUGACGAGGACCCAGAGAUAUUGUCACUGGACUUCCACGACCAUGUAAACCUUCAUCUGGAGAAGGCGCCCCUGUUGCCUAAACGUGAACGCCCGAAAGAAGAGGAGCAACAUAAAUGGCAACCGCUCAAUUCCGAUGUGCCCGUGACCCUGGAUGCGUUUUUGGUUACGGAUCUGGAGGACGAGGAGCCUUCUAACACAGCCACAGGCGCUGCUGCUGCAAGUACUACUGAUAGUAAGAAAUAA
Messenger RNA from Candidozyma auris, 1092 nucleotides. RefSeq names its product ubiquitin-binding protein CUE5 (gene CUE5). Gene Ontology annotation, biological process: ubiquitin-dependent protein catabolic process. NCBI's taxonomy places the organism in Eukaryota, Fungi, Ascomycota, Pichiomycetes, Serinales, Metschnikowiaceae. Gene Ontology annotation, molecular function: ubiquitin conjugating enzyme binding; ubiquitin binding. The transcript has a single exon. The coding region runs from base 1 to 1092 and encodes 363 amino acids. The record is from RefSeq and is a predicted model, not a curated record. Gene Ontology annotation, cellular component: cytoplasm.